Lodderomyces parapsilosis is the source of this 1662-nucleotide messenger RNA. Its product is annotated as alkaline phosphatase. Gene Ontology annotation, cellular component: fungal-type vacuole membrane. Lineage: Eukaryota; Fungi; Ascomycota; Pichiomycetes; Serinales; Debaryomycetaceae. The transcript has a single exon. Gene Ontology annotation, molecular function: alkaline phosphatase activity. Bases 1 to 1662 code for a protein of 553 amino acids. The record is from RefSeq and is a predicted model, not a curated record. Gene Ontology annotation, biological process: dephosphorylation.
AUGCCCAAACGUGGUGAGAAUUUGCCACUACUUGGUGGAGACACCUCUGUAUUCAACAGCAAGCCCAAAUCAAACACGAAGAGAAAUAUCUCAUACAUUUUGAAUGUGGUUGCGAUAGUUACCAUCGCUAUAUUAUUAUUCCAUAAUUCGUCCAAGUCUGAUACACCAAAUGUGCCUGCAUUUGAUCCACACGGUAAAAAGAAUAUUAUUAUGAUGGUCACUGAUGGAAUGGGACCGGCAAGUUUAUCAGCAGCAAGGUCAUUUCGUCAGCUCAAGGAUAACUUGCCCAUCGAUGACGUAUUAAUCAUUGACAAAUACCUCAUUGGAUCAUCAAGAACCAGAUCAUCGAGCUCUUUGAUUACUGAUUCAGCAGCUGGAGCCACUGCAUUUUCAUGCGGACUUAAAUCAUAUAAUGGUGCUAUCGGUGUUGACUCAGACAAGACGCCAUGUGGUACAAUUUUGGAAGCGUUGAAAUUGCAAGGGUAUUUGACAGGUUUAGUGGUAACUACUAGAAUUACUGACGCUACGCCUGCUGCAUUUAGCUCACAUGUUGAUUACCGUUUCCAAGAGGAUUUGAUUGCCCAGCAUCAAUUAGGUGAAUAUCCUUUUGGCCGCGCGGUUGACUUGAUCUUAGGUGGCGGAAGAUGUCAUUUUGUUCCAAUCGCGAACGGUGGAUGCAGAGCCGAUGACAGAAACUUGGUCAAGGAAGCAGCCAAGAAAGGUUGGUCGUAUGUUGGUGAUAGAAAACAGUUUGAUCAGUUGGAUGGAGGUAAAAACGUCAGCUUACCAUUGUUGGGUUUAUUAGCAAAUCAUGAUAUACCGUAUGACAUUGAUCGUGAAAGCAAACAAUACCCAUCUCUUGCAGAGCAGGUCAAGGUUGCAUUGACUGCGCUCCAAGAGGCGACAAAGGACUCUGAUCAAGGAUUCUUUUUAUUGAUUGAAGGAUCAAGAAUUGACCAUGCUGGCCAUCACAAUGAUCCAGCAGCACAAGUCAGAGAAGUGUUGGCGUAUGACAAAGCUUUCAAAGAAGUGAUUGAUUUCAUUGAUUCUACCGAUGUGGAAACUGUUGCUAUAUCCACUAGUGACCAUGAAACUGGAGGAUUAGUGACUGCUAGACAAGUGACAGAAUCGUACCCAGAUUAUUUAUGGUACCCACAAAUAUUGUUGAACAGCACUCAUUCAGGAGAAUACUUGGCAAGAAAGAUUUAUAGCCAAAAAGUCAAGUCCGGUACCAAAUUUACUGAAUACAUCAGGCAAGAAAUAUUAGAAAACGAUAUGGGUAUUUCUGACUAUACCGAGGAUGAAGUUAGACAAAUUGCCUCCAAAUCAUCACAACCAGAUGCGCUUUUAUAUUUCUUGAACAACAUGAUUUCAUUUAGAGCUCAAAUUGGAUGGACUACACAUGGCCAUUCGGCUGUGGAUGUCAACAUUUAUGCGCAUACAAACUCACCCUCACUUUUACAUAAAUUAAAGUCAAGAAAUGCUUAUGAUGGAUUGACUGGUAAUCAUGAAAACAUUGAAAUAGGUGCAUUUAUGGAAACAAUAACUGGUUCGGAUUUGAAUCAAAUUACAGAAAUGAUCAAGAAAACGGUCCAUUCUCCUCAUGGAAAGAGUGAUUUGUCAGUGGAUGAAUUCCAUGCAAAUGUCGUACCCUCAUUAUAG